This is a messenger RNA of Phytophthora infestans T30-4, 675 nucleotides long. RefSeq lists its product as uncharacterized. Gene Ontology annotation, molecular function: DNA binding. Bases 1 to 675 code for a protein of 224 amino acids. The transcript has 5 exons. NCBI's taxonomy places the organism in Eukaryota, Oomycota, Peronosporomycetes, Peronosporales, Peronosporaceae. The record is from RefSeq and is a predicted model, not a curated record.
AUGCAGAACUUUUACUCACUUUUAACAGCUUUCUCGAUUUUCCUACAGACCAAAAAAAGUAGCAAGUCUCGUGCUGCUGAUGGUUAUCUAGCCAAGGCAACUGCCCUGGGGUACUUCUCUCAGGUGGUAAAUUUGCUAAGAGAACGCUACAGUGAUUCGCUUCAAGACUCGAAGCUGGAUCAUUUAGUUGUCCAUGCUGAUGCUGCCACUGGGCUCAAGAACAUUCAUGACGGAGCUCUGCUUACGAUGAUGUGGCACACAUUUGGUAGAGCGAUUGACACGUGCUUUGCUAGAAAGCAACAACUAUCGGUGGCAGCUUCUGGUGUCUCUAUUUACAAGUCUGCAGAACGCUGGGAGCAAUGCAUGCUCCAUGCAUUUGGCAUGCUUUUUGUCUGCUACGAUGAGCCGUCCGAGUACCUAUUUCCGCUCGUUCCUCGGUACGCGGUGUCCGAAUUUCCUGGCAGCCAGACGUACACGCAGGAAGAAGCUCCGUUUAAACAUGAACGCAAACGUCCGAAUAUUGCAGGUUACGAAGUGACGCCCAACAUGACCAGCCAUUCCUUGCGUCGUGAGGCUGCUGCAUAUGCUAACGCGUCUCCGAAGCUUGCGAUCCAGUGGAUAUCAACACGAGGCGCGUGGCUGUUGGACUCGUUGACUAAAGCGUUUGCAUACUAA